AUGUCUUCCCCCAGACCGGAAGCGGAACGCUUAGGGUCGAGAAGUGUAGUGUUAGCGAACCUCCGCGAGGCGCUGACCGUCGUCGCGAACGUGGCGGACGGCGGGAUCAACGUACCUUUCGUGAAAGGAGCGAUGCAGAUCGCCGUCCAGGUUAUCGAUGCGGCAGAGUUGGUGCGGAAGAACAAGGAGGAUUGUCGAGAAGUUGCGGCAAUGGCUGCUCAGACGAUGCUGAACCUGAUCAAGCCACUGCAAGGGAAGGACGAGGGCGACAUCACCGAAGCCCUGCGGGAUCAGCUGGGCGAUCUUCAAUUGAAGCUGUCUGAGGAUGAACAAGUCCUGGACAGCAGUAGCAUUCUCUUGUCCAGCACACCCCCUCCAAUGCCAGCUGUCUUUCAUGGCAGAGAGGGUGAAGUGUCAGAUGCUGUGGCUACCAUCCUGGGAACUUCCUGCAUAUCACCAUCUCAUCUUGCUAUCCUUGGUUCUGGAGGGAUGGGGAAGACUUCUCUGGCUCUAGCGAUUCUUCACCAUGAACAAGUCAAGGAACACUUCAAGAAGCAUAUCUACUUUGUUCCUUGUGAAUCAGCAACCAGUCCUGAACAGCUGGUAUCCCACAUUACUAGUGUCCUCAGAGUCCAGAAAGUGAAAGACCAAGACAUACUCACAUGCCUUGACAUUUUCCUGCGAGCUGUGCCUGAGCUCCUCCUUGUCCUGGACAAUUUUGAAACCCCCUACCAUAACUCAGAAAAUACCCAGCAGAUUGUGGAAAUUCUUGGAAGAAUAGGCUGUAUUCCCCAAGUGACUAUCAUAGUCACCAUGAGAGGGGAUUCUACUCCCAGAGGGACUCUUUGGGGAGUGCCACUUUAUGCAGGAUCUCUACCUCCAGAAGCCUCCGUCAAGACUUUUGCAGAUAUCUCACAGAAAGAUGCAAAGGACCCAAAGCUUUCUCAGUUGCUGGCCAAGAUUGACCAUGUCCCUCUAGCAGUCACAUUGGUGUCUAACCUGGCCAAGGUGGAGUCAGUAUCAAAUCUUCUCAGACAGUGGGAGAGGCGAAAGACAGCCAUGCUUAAGGAUGAGACUGGAAAUGCCAAGGACAAUAAUGUGGAAGUCUCAAUUGAGAUGUCAAUCCAGAGCAAGAUUGUGGAGGCACAGACAGAUGCACUACCACUGCUGGCAAUCAUAUCAUAUCUCCCAGAUGGCUUGCUGGAUCCAUACUCUGAAGAUACUCACCCUGGAACACAGAAAUGGGGGGUCAUGACAAGUCUAAUGAAAGGGAGGGAGGAUGCUGUCACAGCCCUCUCAAGAACGGGACUGGUACAGAAGACUGUUGGUGGUUUCAAUACCCUUUCACCAAUCAGGCAGUAUGUGCUGAAGCAAUAUCCCCCAUCUGAAGAGCACCUGAGGAUACUGGAAGCAUACUACAUCAACCUCCUUUGUGGGUCCCAUCCAGAGCAUCACAGUGAUAUCCACCACCACCUGUCAGUUGAGGCUGGCAAUGUUAUGUGGUUGGUCAAGGACAGGACCCAGAACCAGUCACCAGUACCCCCAGGUUUGCUAGAAGCAGCAUACAAUAUGUCUAGCUUCCUGCAUAAACAUUUCAGAUAUGAUGAAGCUAUCCAGAUGCUCCUGCAGGCCCUCCAAGGUUACGAGGAGAUAGGGGACAAGCAUGGAGUGACUGGAUGCCUUGAGAGUCUGGGUGACAUUUUCUGCAUGAUGUCCAGAUAUGAGGAAGCUGCUCUGAAGCUGCAGGAGGCUCUCCAAGGCUACAAGGAGAUAGGGGACACGCAUGGAGUGGCAGGUUACUUGUGGAGUUUGGGGGUCAUCUUGAAGAAUGCUGCAAGAUAUGAUGAAGCUACAGAGAAGCUGGAGCUGUCCCUGGAAGCCUACAGAAGCAUUGGGAGUGAGAGGGCCAAAGCUCUCUGUGUUUGGCAUCUGGAUGAGAUCUCAAGGAUCAAGGGUGGGGGUGGUCAUACCUUGUCAUAG
This is a messenger RNA of Gloeophyllum trabeum ATCC 11539, 1980 nucleotides long. RefSeq lists its product as uncharacterized. NCBI's taxonomy places the organism in Eukaryota, Fungi, Basidiomycota, Agaricomycetes, Gloeophyllales, Gloeophyllaceae. Gene Ontology annotation, molecular function: protein binding. The transcript has 5 exons. The record is from RefSeq and is a predicted model, not a curated record. Bases 1 to 1980 code for a protein of 659 amino acids. Gene Ontology annotation, biological process: cell surface receptor signaling pathway.